CGCUUCGUACGAAAGUGAAUAGCCUUAAGUGUCAACUUUUACAUAAGUGUGUUUAUGUGGUUUUCACUUUUAUCUCAUUUUUCUUUUAUAAUUUUCUCUGUUUUCGUUAUAAUUAUUUCUAAUUUUAAUAAAUAAAAAAAACAAAGAGAAAGAAGUAGAAGAAAAAACAAAAACGUUCAGAUAAUGUCAUUAAUAUUUUAGUAUCUUUUGUUAAGCAUUAUUUGGUAAGUUUCCAAAACUGUUUCUGGUAUCCCUGGCUACGAACGAACAAAUGUGUAUUGUGCUGCAGUAAACGGAAAUGUCUUUAGAUCAAACUGUGUGCGAAGAUUUAAAGGCGUUUGAGAGACGUCUCACUGAGGUUAUUGCAAGUUUACAACCGGCUACUCUACGAUGGAGGAUGUUGUUAGGUUUUAUCUCAGUUUGCACCGCAGUUGGUGCUUGGCAUUGGUUAACAGAUCCAAAUACAUCUGCAGUUUCUUUUACUCAAAGUUUGUGCAAUCAUCCAUUCUUUACGACUGCUAGUAUCAUAUUGGUAAUAUUAUUCAUGAUGGGAGUACAUAGGCGUGUUAUAGCACCUAGUAUCAUAACCCAAAGAGCAAGAAGCGUAUUAGGAGAUUUUAACAUGAGUUGCGAUGAUACAGGAAAGCUUAUUCUUAAGCCUAAAAGACCUACGCAUCCUCAUGAGACAUGAAAAGGCGAUAUGUACAGUGUAUAUAUUAAGUCGUACGAUCUUUGCAAAUGCCUGGAUUGCUAAAUAGGGUGUCCAAAAGGAAUGUAUAUGUUAAACAUAUUUUUAUAUAAGAAUGAAUAUAUUAUUUAUAAUUCGUUCAUCUUUUAAUUUUUUUUUAUUUUUAUUUUUUUUUCGUAAUAUAAAGCAGAUAGUACCAAAUUAAGCGCUUUAGGGUUGGUAUAUUAGAUUGCGUAUGAUCAAAUGUUAGAUUUGAUACUUUUUUAUGUCGAAAUACUUUGUCAUUACAUAAUAUGUAUAAGAUAACAGGUUUUUUGCGAAAUUAUCUAAGAAGCAGACAAAUGUAUAUUUUUGCUACCAUGAUUGGAGAAAAAAAAAAGAAGUAUUGUCUAAGUCAUACAUUCAUUCUGAACACUCUAAAAAAUUUGACCAUUUAGUAAAUUCUGUAUUAUCACAGAAUAUCACAGACUCCAUUAACUGUCAAAAAUAUUUGAAAUUACAUUAUUAUUAUUAUUAUUAUCUUUUUUGUUGUUGUUGAUUUUGUGACCUAAAAAAUUUAUGUACAUAUGACGACGUUUGUUGUAUUUAUUAAUUUUUAAGAAAACUUAUGUUUGGUUGAUAUUACUUAUCAUAUGAUUGUUUGAUUCGAUAUAAAUAUUUAAAAAGUAUCUUUGUGAGAUUGUAACUGAGAACAUGAUUGACUGUAGUUAUUUUUUUUUAUGUACAUAUUGUAUAUAAAAUUUAAAAUCGUAGCAUUAGACAAUUAAGUGUUUAAUUUCUACUGCAAAUAAUCUAUAAAAAAUAUCUAACAAUUAUCACUUACAUCAACGUACUAUAUUUCCUUAUAUAACUUUAAUAUAAAGACAUUUUUCCUUAAUGUUCUAAACGUGUGUAAUAGUCUUUAUGUUCUUCCAUAUUUUAGGUAAGAAUAAAUGAGUCUGUUUAUUGUGAGAUAAUUAUCUUCAUUAACUAUAAAUAAGAGUAUAUUGUCAAAUGAUUUAGAAAAAUGCAGAAAGAAUUGAUCGCUAUAAUUGAUAAUAGAAAUAUAUAAUACUUCUUUACAAUAUCAAAAUCGUAAUUGUUAUUCAAACAUUUAAUCUGAAGAACCUUUGUUUCGUAUAUUCCUAUAGUUUGUAUAAAAAGCUAACUUUACAAAUUUGAUAAAAUAAAACUUAUCAACAAAUAUUUUUUUAUUGAAUAUAUCUCUUGUUCCUUAAUUUUUCACAGUACAAUGGUACAAACUUUUUUAAUUUAAUUAUUAAUCAACUCAACACGCGCGGUAACGUUCAAAACAUUUAUUCAUAUUAAUUUUCUUGAUAAUUAUUACAGUCUUCGCGUUACACAAUCAUGCAUUUUGCCUCUUAAAAUAUUACAUGUUACAUUGUAACAUGACAAAUGAUACAAUACUAUUACAUUAAACAGUAUUGAAUCAUUGAGUUUCAACUAAAUGUGAAAUGAAUAUAACUGAAAAAAAUUCAAUCGAUAACAUAAAUUAGAACGUAUGCACAAGCGUAAAGGUGUGUUAAUCAUUGAAAAUUUUGUUACUUUAGAUCCAUUUGAUGUAAUCAUAGUAAAGUAUAAUUUGAUAUAUGAUGUAUAAUCAUAUAUAUAAAUCUGCAUUGAUUCUACAAUUUUGAUCUUAAUGAAAUGAAUUUGUAUUUUAUUACGAGAGAGAGAGAGAGAGAGAGAGAGAGAGAGAGAGAGAGAGAGAAUGGAAUCGUUUUAUAAUAUAGAAUAAAAGUAUAUGCUUCAAAUAUAUCAUGAUGGAGGAACAAUUUAUUUUUAAGACGUAAUAUAUGUAUCUACAAGUGCUUAUUUGUAAUAAAUAAAAGUUUUUUGUUAAUUUUUCA
Molecule: messenger RNA, 2538 nt
Organism: Vespula vulgaris
Lineage: Eukaryota; Metazoa; Arthropoda; Insecta; Hymenoptera; Vespidae
Gene: Cnep1r2
Product: nuclear envelope phosphatase-regulatory subunit 1
Exons: 4
Coding region: 299-691 (130 amino acids)
Cellular component (GO): cytoplasm; Nem1-Spo7 phosphatase complex
Source: RefSeq, a predicted model, not a curated record